This is a messenger RNA of Drosophila subpulchrella, 546 nucleotides long. RefSeq names its product reactive oxygen species modulator 1. The record is from RefSeq and is a predicted model, not a curated record. Bases 202 to 441 code for a protein of 79 amino acids. The transcript has 2 exons. Gene Ontology annotation, biological process: protein import into mitochondrial matrix; protein insertion into mitochondrial inner membrane. NCBI's taxonomy places the organism in Eukaryota, Metazoa, Arthropoda, Insecta, Diptera, Drosophilidae. Gene Ontology annotation, cellular component: TIM23 mitochondrial import inner membrane translocase complex.
ACAUCCCUAGCUCACUGACACAUUCACAUUGUUUUACGAUUCGGUGCUGAAAUAAAUAGAAGUAUUUCGAAUAUUUCCUAAAAUAAACGGACCUUUGGGCACUACUUGCUAUAUUCAUACGUGAGCCGGAGCAGCGCAGCUUACUACGCAGCGGGAUCAACGUACAUUUAGCAGAACGAGAGAAACCACGGACUUCGCGGCAUGCCACUGCCCACGAGCUCAUUUUCCCAGCAGGGACCAUCCUGCUUUGAUAAGAUGAAGACGGGCUUCAUCAUCGGAUUCUGUGUGGGAAUGGCCAGUGGAGCCGUCUUCGGGGGAUUCUCGGCACUCAGAUACGGACUACGUGGACGGGAGCUGAUCAACAAUGUGGGCAAGACCAUGGUCCAGGGAGGCGGAACCUUCGGGACCUUCAUGGCCAUCGGCACAGGGAUUCGCUGCUGAUCCUGCUGGCAUUUGACUAGAGUUACUGAACACCAACCUUAAGCCCUACUCCAAUCUUGUUUAAAUUACGUUAAGUUAUUGCAAUAGAGAUGUUAAAGAGACACG